ACCUCUUUCUUCUUAGCUUCUUUUUUCCUUUUCUCUUCCUCAGAGCCGAAAUAUACUUACAGUGGGGCAAGCAAUUUGGAUUGAGCAAAUAAUGGCUACACACUCAGAUAUGUACGCUGUUAAAUCGCUCAACAAAUCCCCGGGUCGCCGUCGUUUUACUUUCAAGACAUUUUCAGAGCGGAUUGAAGAUGUUGACAUUGAUGUGUACAGAAAUCUCGACCCUUUAAAAGCUGAACCCAAUGAAGGUUCCUCCUUCUUCCGGGAUUGCAUUACAGAAUGGAGAGAAUUAAACACUGCAGAGGAUUUUAUUUCAUUUUACGAGGAAGUAUUUCCCUUGGUACAGACACUACCGCAAAUUAUACUGCAGAAGGAACUGAUAGUCGCAAAACUUCUUUCAAGAUUGGACAUGAAAGGGAGACUAUCCCUUGAGCCAAUCCUCGGGUUGAUUGCAGCCUUAUCUAGAGAUCUCCUGGAGGACUUCUUACCCUUUCUCCAGAGGAUUGCUGACUCUUUGGCGUGUCUUCUCAAAAGUGGUGCUGAUAGAGAACCAGAUAUAAUUGAGCAGAUUUUCAAGUUAUGGUCUUUUAUUAUGAUGUACCUGCAAAAAUAUCUUGUUAAAGAUGUUGUUGAUGUUCUAAAGGUAACCGUACAAUUAAGAUACUAUCCCAAGGAGUAUGUCCACGAAUUUAUGGCCGACUCAGUAUCAUUCAUAUUGAGGAAUGCUCCGGUUAAGCAGCUUAUAAAAGGAGUGAGGAAGCUUAUGUUUGAAGUUGUGAAGAAACCAUUGGAAAUAAGGAAGUCCGCUGUCAGUUCACUAUUGUGGUAUGUUGUGAGAGGAAGCUCCUCAAGGUUACACUCAAGGGCUGAACAAGUGUUGCGCCUACUGAUUGACAAGUCUCUGUUUGUAAUAGGUGAUCAGUUCACAGGGGGUGCUGAGGCUAUUCUUGAAGUUCUUGGUCUAGCACUGCAGAGAUUAUGUGAGGAAUUGGAAGCUACAGAGUUGGAGUUGAUGUGGGUUUGCUUAUAUGAGGAGAUAACUGAGUGUGUAUCUCAAGGCCACCUAUUGCACCUCGGUCGCCUUUUGUGCCUUCUUGUUUCUACCCUGCAAGCUAGUUACAUUCAGAAAAUUUCUGAUUACCAAGAGGUGCUUCAAUUGAUCCAGUUACUUGUACAGACUUACAUUCUGCCUUAUCCUACUGUGAAGGCAAUUGAUCAAACAUCAAACAUUGUUGACAAAGUUAUGCAGUCAAUACUUUGCAUUCUUGAUGGUCUAUAUAGAGCUAAUAAUAUUUCUACUCUCUCUUCUGUUUCAAUGCAAUGGGCGCCUGUGUUUGAUUUGAGGAAUAAGAGUUUGCUGUCUUUUGUCGAAGAUCUCCUAUUGAAGGACCCUUGCAUUGUCCAUUUCUUCAGAGCUCGCAUUAUAAGUGCAUUAACUGAUAUGAUUGAGAUUUCAGAAGAAGAGGUUAUACAUUUGCUGCAGAUCUUUUUUAAGAGGCUGCCAGUACAAGGGCAUAGCUUCUUUGAUGAAGUUCCAAAUGAGAAGCUUUCAAGAAUUCACAGUUUUGUACAAGAAACCAUUGGCCGCUGGAUUCGGCGGAUACAAAAGAAACCAUAUUCUAUCCAAAUUGAAGAAAAUGAGUUGGCCAUACUGUGGGGAAUCAUAGGCUGUUAUCCUUAUAUAGUAGGUGGUUCAGCGAACGAGUCAUUGCUAAUGGACUUGGUUAAUGCUCUAGAUGAGCUUUUGAGUACUGAAUCUGCUGACAUUUCUGGUCAUCCCAGAACUACCUGGCAGAGCUUGGUUGGUGCUGCAUUGGGUUCUUAUUGUAAGUCACUGGCCAAUCAAAAUUCCCGAUGUGAUGAUUCUGUCGUAAGCAGGUUCUUAGAUCUGGCAAGGAAGCACAAGACAUGUUCUCAAGUGUUGUCUCCAGUAGCUGAUUUUUUGGAUUCAGUUUGUGGGUCCAUAAUCCAAGCUGAUGCAAGCACUAAAAAGUAUCACCCAGAGCUUGUAGUGAGUAAGUUGGUGGAUGCCUUAGGCGUGUUUGCUGCAAAUUUGAGCCACCACGACAAGAGUUUGCGGCUUUCGACCUUGAGAAUAUUGUGCCACUACGAACGUUUGACUGAUGUCACUUCUAGUAAUGAACAACCCCUUGAGAAGAAAAUGAGAAUGGAUAAUCCUCAGACCACUCUUGUGGACUACCAUGGCAAUAAUGUGAUUCAUCUCCUACUUUUGAUUGAAGAAACGCCGCUUUCUAUUGCAACCAGUAGAAAAGUCAUCCUACUGAUAUCCAAAAUACAGAUGAGUUUAUCUGCUGGAAGGGUAGCUGAAAAGUAUAUGCCUGUUGUUUUCAGUGGAAUUGUUGGAAUUUUUCAUAACCGCUUUAGCUAUUUGUGGAACCCAACAUUGGAGUGCAUGGCUGUCCUCCUUAGUCAAUACUUUGGGCUGGUGUGGGACAGAUAUAUUGAGUACCUUGAUCAUUAUCUGUCUGUUUUUCUGGGCUCUCAUGAUGAAGCUGCUCAAAGCAAGGGGGAUUCGUUAGAAACGACUAAGAAUUUGAAUGGAAGCUUCAGGUCUUAUGUCUGUUCAGUGUCUGAUGGUGCGUCGUGUGCAACAGUUUUUUCUUUGUUGAUUCAGUGCUUACAGAGAAUUCCUUCUGUUGCUGAAUCGCGUUCACGACAAAUCAUACCUCUGUUCUUGAAGUUUCUAGGCUAUAGUAUUGAAGAUCUUAAAUGUGUGGAAUUAUACAAUCAGGAGGGUUGUAAGGGGAAAGAGUGGAAAAGUGUUCUUCAAGAAUGGUUGUCCUUAUUCAGACUGAUGCGAAACCCUAGGUCUUUUUAUCUCAAUCAAUUCUUCAAGGAGGUUUUGCUGUACAGACUUCUCGAGGAAGAUGAUGCUGACUUGCAAAAUAAGGUCCUUGAUUGCCUGUUAAAUUGGAAAGAUGACUUCUUACUUCCGUAUGAUCAGCAUCUAAAAAAUCUGAUCAAUUCAAAAAGUCUAAGGGAGGAGCUCACGACAUGGAGCUUAUCUAGGGAAUCAGAUCUUGUUGAUACAAGGCAUAGAGCUUUCCUUGUGCCUGUUGUUAUCAGAGUACUGUCUCCAAAAGUCAGAAAGUUAAAGGCACUCGCUUCUCGUAAGCAUGCAAGUAUCCAUCAUCGAAAGGCGAUUCUUGGCUUCUUAGCUCAGCUAGAUGUUGAAGAGCUUCCUCUUUUCUUUGCUUUGCUGAUAAAACCCCUUGUAUCUGCUUCACAAGGUGCUGCAGCAAAGAGUGCAUGGCCUUGGACUACAUCUGAAACUCUACAGCAAGGGCUUGACUCAUUAAGUGUCUUGGAGCAUUUUUCCAGAGAUUGUAUCAAUGCCAUUUCAUGGAAGAAGAGAUAUGGUUUUCUACAUGUAAUUGAGGAUAUUGUAGCUGUUUUUGAUGAAGGGCACAUUAGCCCUUUUCUUGAUCUGUUAAUGGGAUGUAUUGUGCGUCUCUUGGAUAGCUGUACAUCAACUCUUGAAGGCACACGAAAUGAUGGGGGACUGGCUGAUUAUGGUCGCCAAGUAGAGGAUAAAAUCAUGACAAACAUUGCUGCAAAGCAGUGCAAGGAUUUGAGAUCUUUAUGCCUGAAGAUCAUCUCUUUUAUCCUUAGCAAAUUCGAAGAUCAUGGUUUCAGUCCUGAAUUUUGGGAUUUGUUCUUUGUGUCAGUAAAACCCUUAGUUGCUAGUUUCAAACAGGAAGGUGCUAGUAGUGAGAAGGAAAGCUCGUUAUUUUCUUGUUUUCUGGCUAUGAGUAGAAGUUCCAAACUUGUGCCUCUGUUGUCCCGAGAAAAGAAUCUUAUACCUGAUGUAUUUUCGAUGCUAGCAGUCUCAACAGCAUCGGAUGCCAUCGUUUCCUCGGUUCUUAAGUUUGUGGAGAAUCUUUUAUAUCUUGAUGUUGAGCUAGGUAAUGAAGACAACUCGCUUAGGAGAUUAUUGCUUCCUCACAUUGAUGUACUAGUAUGCAGUUUGCAUCAUCUUUUUGUACAUGAUGGUGCACAUAAGAGGAAGAUUGUCAAAUAUCCUGGGGAAAAAGAGCUCAAUGUAUUCAAGCUUUUAUCAAAGCACGUAAAGGGACCAUUGGCUGCAAGGAAGUUUCUUGAUAUCUUGCUUCCUCUUCUGUCAAAGAAAUCCAAAGACCCUGAGAUUUGUGUAGGCACUUUACAGAUUAUUAAGGAUAUUGUAGAACCAUUGGGUAGUGAAAGCAGUAAAAAGAUCGUCAAAUCUGUUUCUCCACUCGUAAUUUCUGCUGGCUUGGAUGUCCGCACUUCUAUUUGUGAUGUUCUUGAUGCUGUCGCAGGGAAUGAUUCUUCUGUACAUGCUAUGGCAAAUCUUCUUCGUGAAUUGAAUGCCACGUCUACUGUAGAGUUGGGUGACCUUGAUUAUGAUACCGUGAUUGCUGCUUAUGAAAAGAUAAGUGCAGAUUUUUUCCACACUGUCCCGGAAGAGCAUGCAUUGAUUAUUCUGUCACAUGCUAUACAUGAUAUGUCAUCCGGGGAUCUUAUUUUGAGACAGAGUGCAUAUAGAUUGCUGCUUUCGUUUGUUGAGUUUUCUAGUCAAAUACUCGAUAGAGAGUUGAAAUCUGAACAAGAAUCUUCUGGAUCCUGGGUUAGGCAUAUCCUAAGCAACUUCUUUUUGAAGCACAUGGGUACUGCAAUGAACAAAGAAGAUACAAUCCAGAAGGUAUGGAUCGAUCUACUUCGAGAUAUGGUCCUGAAGCUUCCAACAGUGGAAGACUUCAAAUCAUUUGCAGUUCUUUACAGUGAAGAUCCAGAGCAGGACUUUUUCAACAAUAUUGUGCAUUUGCAAAGACACAGGAGAGCAAGGGCUUUGUUACGCUUUAAGAAUGUCAUCAGUUCUGGAAAUUUGUCUAAGGUUCUCAUAAAUAAAGUGUUUAUCCCUCUUCUCUUCAAAAUGUUGCUUGAUGGGCAAGUUGGAAAGGGUGAAAAUAUUAGAAGUGUAUGUUUGGAAGCUGUUGGAUCAAUUUCUAAAUUCAUGGAGUGGAGAUUGUAUUAUGCAUUACUCAAUAGAUGCUUUCGGGAGAUGACACUGAAACCAGAUAAACAAAAGGUGUUAUUGCGGUUAAUAGGCUCCAUUUUGGACCAGUUCCAUUUCUCAGAGACUCAUCCUGAUCAUGUCACCAAGGAUUCUAUGCAAGGUAUUCAAAAUACUUGUUUGUUAGAGUCAGGCAAAGUCAUUGGCUCUUCUGAACUUGCGGAUAUACAAAUGUGCCUCCAAAAGGAUAUGCUUCCCAGGGUACACAAAAUGUUGACUGCUGAUACUGAUAAUCUCAAUGUAAACAUCAGUCUAAUUCUGCUUAAGUUGCUCAAGCUACUUCCUGGAGACAUCAUGGAAUCACACCUUCCAUCUAUAAUGCAUCGCAUUGCGAAUUUCCUUAAGAAUCGUUUGGAAAGUGUUCGUGAUGAAGCCAGAGCUGCUUUGGCUGCUUGUUUAAAAGAACUAGGAUUGGAGUACUUGCAAUUUGUUGUCAAAGUAUUGAGAGGCACUCUAAAGAGAGGGUUUGAAUUGCAUGUUUUGGGAUUCACUCUCAAUUUUCUACUAUCAAAAUUUCUUCUAAAUCCCAGUAGUGGGAAGUUGGAUUAUUGUUUAGAGGAUCUUCUCUCGAUUGCAGUAAAUGAUAUACUUAGUGAUGUUUCAGAGGAGAAAGAGGUUGAGAAGAUUGCUUCAAAGAUGAAAGAGACUAGGAAGCAAAAGUCAUAUGAUACCCUCAAAUUGAUAGCCCAAAGCAUCACAUUCAAAACGCAUGCUCUGAAGCUGCUUGCGCCAAUUCUUAAGCAUCUACAAAAGCAGCUGACUCCAAAAGUAAAAUCAAAAUUUGAGAAUAUGUUCUCUCAUAUAGCUGCUGGAAUACAGUGCAAUCCUUCUGUAAACCAGACGGAACUCUUUAUCUUUGGAUAUAGUCUUAUUAAAGAUGGCACAAGAAAUGAAUCUCCUGGGCAUGCAGAGACACCAACUUUAAUGGAAGGUAAGCAAAAGAAAGAUGGAGUAAGCAGCCAGAUUGCUAAAUCAGAUAAGUUGGUCAGCAUUGAUCCACGAUAUUCCCAUCUUAUUACCGAAUUUGCUCUUGGAGUGCUUCAGAAUUACAUGAAGGACAUGAAAUUUGACAAGAAAGAUGAGCAGUUGUUGUCAAUGCUGGAUCCAUUUGUAAGAUUAUUGGGUGAAUGCUUGAACUCAAAAUAUGAGAAUGUCAUGUCUGCCUCACUUAGGUGCUUAUCUCCUCUGCUGAGGCUCCCUUUGCCAUCACUUGAAUCUCAGGCGGAGAAGAUAAAGAAUUCAUUACUGAAUAUUGCUCAAGGUUCAGUAACUUCCAGUAAUCCAUUAUUGGAGUCUUGCGUUAAAUUGCUAACUGUGCUUUUGCAUAGCACUAAGAUCACACUUUCUACGGAUCAACUGCAUAUGCUAAUCCAGUUUCCUCUUUUUGUUGAUCUUGAAAGAAAUCCCACUUUUGUUGCUCUCUCACUGUUAAAAGCAAUAGUGAGUAGGAAGUUGGUAGUUGCAGAAAUCUAUGAUAUAGUUAACCGUGUUGCAGAGUUGAUGGUGACUAGUCAAGUUGAAUCAAUUCGUAAGAAAAGCAGCCAAAUUUUGCUGCAGUUUUUACUGGACUACCAUAUAUCCGAGAAACGCCUUCAACAGCAUCUUGAUUUCUUACUUUCAAACUUAAGAUAUGAGCAUUCAGCUGGAAGAGAAGCCAUCCUUGAAAUGCUUCAUGCUGUUAUAAUGAAAUUCCCAGUUAGCAUCAUAGAUGAACAAUGUCAAACGUUUUUUCUGCAUUUGGUGGUUUGUCUAGCGAAUGAUCAUGACAACAGAGUCCGUUCAAUGACUGGUACAGUCAUAAAGUUACUUGUUGGACGAGUCAGCCCCCGUUCACUCCAGUCAAUUCUUGAGUUUAGUCGAUCCUGGUAUCUGGGAGAUAAAACACAUUUAUGGAGUGCUGCAGCACAGGUUUUGGGGUUACUCAUUGAGGUACUUAAAGAUGGUUUCCAAAAGUAUAUUGAUAGCCUCUUGCCUGUUAUGAGAAACAUCUUGCAAUCUGCUGUUAAUGUUAUUGCAAAUAAGCAAGUGGAUCUACCCAAUGAUGCAACGAUUUCAUCUUGGAAGGAAGCAUAUUAUUCACUGGUUCUGUUUGAAAAGAUAUUAAAUCAAUUUCCUAAGUUGUGCUUCAGAAAGGAUCUUGAGGAUCUGUGGGAAGCAAUAUGCCUGCUGCUUUUGCAUCCGCAUAUGUGGUUGCGCAACAUAUCAAACCGUCUUGUAGCUUGCUACUUUGCCACUGUGACCGAGGCUUGUAAAGAAAACCUUGAACUGCCACAAGGAACUUACUUUUUGAUGAGGCCAAGUAGACUUUUCUUCAUAGCUACUUCUCUUUGUUGUCAGCUGAAGGUGCUGCAGACUGAUGCUGCUGCCAGUGAUCUCAUUACUCAAAAUCUUGUCUUUUCAAUUUGCUCUCUGCAUUCAUUCUUAGGAAAAAAUGAAUGUACAGAUAAGUUCUGGUCCACCAUUGAACAUGACGAGCAGGGUCUUCUACUUAAGGCUUUUCAACAGCUUGAUUCAAGGAAAGGGAGAAACAUCUAUCUAUCUCUUGUGUCUGACCUUAGCGAUCAAGAAGAUGAAAGCCAGCGCUUCUUGGUCAUUUCUUAUUUGCUUAAGACAAUGGGAAAGAUUUCCCUUCAUGUGGAGGAUAUGCAGAUGAAAGUUAUCUUCAAUUGUUUCAAAUCAGUAUCACCAAAGCUUAUAGAUCAGAGUAGAUUGUUGUCCCCUGAAGGUGAGGUGGAUUGCCAAAGCUUUGCAUAUCAUAUGCUGUUGCCCCUGUACAAAGUUUGUGAAGGAUUUGCCGGAAAAGUUAUAUCAGACGACGUGAAACAACUGGCUGAAGGAGUGCGUGGGAGCAUAAGCAAUGUUAUAGGAAUGCAGAGUUUUGUCCAAAUCUACAGUCAUAUAAGGAAGAAUAUCAAAUCGAAGAGGGAUAAGAGGAAACAAGAAGAGAAGGUCAUUGCUGUGGUUAAUCCAAUGAGAAAUGCCAAGAGGAAGCUGAGGAUUGCAGAAAAGCACAAAGCACACAAGAAGAGGAAAAUGAUGGCAAUGAAGAUGGGAAGAUGGAUGUAGUGCUACUAUAGGGGUACAAAGCCAUUAUUAGGUAUGAACAAUGGAGCAUCAAUCUUCGAUAGCAAUAGCUUCUAUAGAAAAUUUUGUUUAAUUUAUGUAAUCAACUUUUCCAUCGUAUAGUGCUAGUUUCGUUGAGUUGCACUAAAACUUAGUUAAAAGAAUUGAAUCAACUUUUUCAUUGUAUAGUGAAUAUAGUGGCUUUUUGAUUAAACCUACAACAAUGCCAGAGAACAUUGUAAGUGAUUGAACAGUGUAAUUUGAGGAUUUUUAGUAAUGGGAAGUCUUGGAGAAGAAUCUUCUUCCUA
Solanum dulcamara is the source of this 8442-nucleotide messenger RNA. RefSeq lists its product as uncharacterized. Gene Ontology annotation, cellular component: 90S preribosome; small-subunit processome; nucleolus. The coding region runs from base 92 to 8137 and encodes 2681 amino acids. The transcript is spliced from 31 exons. NCBI's taxonomy places the organism in Eukaryota, Viridiplantae, Streptophyta, Magnoliopsida, Solanales, Solanaceae. The record is from RefSeq and is a predicted model, not a curated record.